Messenger RNA from Rhopilema esculentum, 2973 nucleotides. Its product is annotated as FERM domain-containing protein 4B. Gene Ontology annotation, cellular component: cytoskeleton. The record is from RefSeq and is a predicted model, not a curated record. Gene Ontology annotation, biological process: establishment of epithelial cell polarity. NCBI's taxonomy places the organism in Eukaryota, Metazoa, Cnidaria, Scyphozoa, Rhizostomeae, Rhizostomatidae.
CUUUUCGCCAAAGCGAGUCUGUUGUUUUUUUUGCGGCAAACAUGGCGGUCAGAAUGCCGUGAGUAGAAUACAUGACUCUGUAGUGGAUUGAUAAAUAAAGAAGAACCGAUCCCAAGUAUGACCGAGGCAAGACGAUGCGAGAUUUGUUUGUUAGAUGACAGGAAGCUUGAGAUACUUGUACAGCCAAAGCUCCUUGUAAAAGAGCUUAUCGAUAUAGCAGCAUCCCAUUUUACACUCAGGGAGAAGGAAUAUUUUGGAUUAUGGUACAUGGAUGGAAAGAACCAAAAACGAUGGCUCAGAGAUGAAAAGAAAGUUUUAGAACAUGGAUUCUCAAAGACUGUAGCUGUAAUCACCCUGAUAUUUGGAGUACGGCUUUAUGUCCAAAGCAUCACCCACUUGAAGGAUGCUUCAACAAUUGAGCUCUUCUUUCUUCAAGCUGCACAACUGAUAUACCAGGAUGAAGUUGAAUGUGAUACAAAAACAACUUUUUUGCUUGCUGCAUAUGUUUUACAGGCCACAAAUGGGGACUAUGUCAGUGAAUCAAUAACGAAAGAUGAUCUGAAAUCUUUGAAAAUUCUACCUAAAAGUACAACUGAUAGCAUUGCCGAAGAGGAAUACGUUGAAAAAGUGGCUCUACACUAUAAAAGAAUGAGUGGCUUGCCAAGGGGUGAUGCCAUAGUCAAUUUCUUGAGCAUCGUGGAAAGGCUUUCGACUUACGGAGUCCAUUUCUUUGAUGCCAAGGACAAAAAUGACGUGCCAUGGAGACUGGGUGUAAGCCACAGGGGUAUAGGGCAGUAUUAUCCUACCGACCAUGUAACGGCAAAAAAGACCUACAUGUGGAGUCGCAUGGAUAACCUCUUCUAUCGCGAUAAGAAAUUCUCGAUUGAGAUUAGAGAUCUAACAAGGACUGGCUCAAAUCAAAGUGUUAAUAGCAUAUCAAAGUAUGCCACUCUUCGCGCUCGCCAGGCUCAGUCUGUUGUUGACACGUGGUACUUCUCGACAACAAUAGAUGCCCGAGAGAUAUGGUCCGUUUCGGUUGGUUAUCAUCAGUUAUUGGUGAACAGCAAAGAUCUCCAGCGCUUUCAAGCCGUGCGUACUCUAAAGGAUAUUGCGAAGGAGCUGACAAAGUCUUCAUCCUCAUUAGCGACGUCUAUAGAUUCUGAGUUUACUGGAAGCACUUUUUCUGGAGAUGGUGUUUGGUACGAUCAAGAGGAUGCAGAGAGUGUGUACAUGGACUUUAUAUCGGCGCUUAGAUCUAAGAAAGAAAUGCUGGAAAUGCGAUUAAAAGAACGGGAAGAGGAGCUAAAGGACUUGUCACGGCAAGAAGCAGAGCUUACUGCGGCUUAUCGGGCGAGGAAGGACACAAUAGAUCAAAGUGUUGGAGCUACGUUCCACUUCUCUGAAGACGUUUUAAAAAAUUUGUCAAGCAAUGAAGAAAUGGAAAAGCUAACAAGAGAUUAUGAAAUUCAAAGUCAAAUAACAGCAGCUGCGAAGCGCCUGGCUUUUGAUCCAAAAGCUAAAAGAAAGAUGAGAAAGGAAAGGCGAAUCUUGUAUGAUAAAGCUGUUGCAAAGUUGAGAGAAAUCGAGGGUAAAGUGAAAACUUUGAAAAGAAGUCAUAAAACAAAUACUGGGUCCCAGAAUAAUGGCCCUGAAAAAGAUGAUCGUCAUAAUUCUGAAGAUAGCAAUGUUGACAAUGGUGAUGACGAAUUUGAAACCGACUUCCCUUAUCAACCAUUUUCUUUGCAAAUGCCAGAAGCUAUUUCUGCUAUGUCACGUCGUGCUAACACGUUUUCUGCAACCGGACGCCCAGAUGAUUACUACGGAACGCUCAGGGGAAGUCUACAGAAAUUUCGAAACGGUUCAGUAGAACUGAGUCCGAGCUCCCGGAAAAUGGUAUCUAGCCGUUACGUCAUAGGUGAUUUUGAUAGUAGUGGAAUAUACAGUGGCCUUCGCGAUAAAAGGACCAAUAUGCUUGUAGAUCAGUACAAGAGUAUGCACGUUUCGAAUUCUCUAACACAAAUUCCAAAACUAACUCAGCAAUAUUCUAAUACAGCAUCAUCCAGCUGUGAUGAGUUGGAGACGAAAUCGAACCACGUUAGCGACAAUCACAGCGAAAAUGAGUAUUACAGGAAUGUACAGGCGGAUGAACUACGGAAUCGGAUACUCAACCUUAACAAUGGGCCCAUUAUCGAAGACAGUAGCUAUUUUCCGUAUAACGGGCCAGCCACUAAAUACACCGGUAAUACGUCUAGGACACCGUCGGUCUCAUUGCUCAGCGGUGCGGCGUGGAACCAACUUUCGCAGCCGUCGAUGGAUCGCCUACCGCCCGAAGUUGUUUCUUCCUACACGGGAAUCGGCAUGUCGCCAGAAUUGGACGUAAAUGAUUAUUAUUUGGAAGAAGAAAGUAUAUUGGAAAGGUUAGCUCAGGAUUUGAUAUUAGAAAACGACGAGGAACGAGAAGAGAGCCUUGUUUGAUUGACAUAUCUGUUCCAGGUGCUUGUGUAUCGCACUCUAAAGGUGGAUGCUCCCUCGCAGGGAAUUGUCGUGCAUUUACUCAAUGAAUUUAGGCAUAUAGAUUUUUGGUCUAGUUUGGUGAAGUUUUUGAGCGCUGCUUCGGUCAUUUGGUAAGUUCUAGUGACAUUUCGUAAUUCGAUCAAGUCGUUACUUCCUCGUGUGACUUGUUUUUUUCCGUCUCGUUGAUAAAAAUGCCCUUUUUUUAAUUGUAUCAACAGAAUAAAGACUACAGUCGAGUUUUCACCAUAUUGUCUAGCUGGUCUAGUCAAACCCAGUGUUUCCCACCAGGGUGAUAAAUUUGUGACAUUUCCAUAGAUACAAAAUCACCUGUCCUUAAAACUCAACUAUCUUUUUCAAUGGCUGAAAGCUUUUUUCAUUGAAUGAAAGUUCUUCUUGAUUACAUAGCUCCCGUUCCAGUGAACCCCAACCCUGUCUGUUUUCAGUUUUGCCGCCAAUAAG